Molecule: messenger RNA, 2277 nt
Organism: Dicentrarchus labrax (European seabass)
Lineage: Eukaryota; Metazoa; Chordata; Actinopteri; Moronidae
Gene: gtpbp10
Product: GTP-binding protein 10 (putative)
Exons: 10
Coding region: 99-1211 (370 amino acids)
Cellular component (GO): mitochondrion
Molecular function (GO): magnesium ion binding; GTP binding; GTPase activity
Source: RefSeq, a predicted model, not a curated record
AGGAACCCACCACUUCCGGUCCUUCCUACAAACACACAUGGGAAGCUAGUCGCUAGCUCAGUAAACAACACAAAGAGUGGUAAUAAACACCACUGAAGAUGGUGCAGCUCAGUAGGAUUUGCUUCCGGAAGUAUGGAAACUUUGUGGAUAACCUCCGUCUGUACGCCCGCGGAGGCAGUGGGGGCAUGGGUUUACCCCGUCUUGGGGGACGGGGGGGAAACGGGGGAGAUGUUUGGGUGGUGGCUACAAAGAACAUAACCUUAAAGAGGAUCAAGGACAAGUACCCGCACAAACGUUUUGUAGCUGGAGCAGGAGCCAACAGCAGUGUCCAUGCUCUGAGAGGAGAGAGGGGGGAGGACAAGGAGAUCUUGGCUCCUGUUGGUAUCACAGUCACCACUGAUGAUGGCAAAGUAAUUGGUGACCUGAAUGCUGACGGUGAUCGUCUAAUGGUGGCAAAAGGAGGACCCGGAGGCUCCUUCCACUCUGGGUUUGAACCCAGGAAGGGCAAGGCCAAACACAUAAGGCUGGACCUCAAACUCAUCGCUGACCUGGGCCUCGUUGGGUUCCCAAAUGCAGGAAAGUCCUCUCUUCUGACAGCCUUGUCUAACGCCACCCCUCAGAUUGCCAACUACGCCUUCACAACUUUGAAGCCGGAGAUUGGAAAACUGAUGUAUAGCGAUCAUAAGCAGAUUUCUGUUGCUGAUCUCCCCGGCCUGAUUGAGGGAGCUCACAUGAACAAAGGCAUGGGCCAUAAGUUCCUAAAACAUGUGGAGAGGACCAAGCAGCUGCUGUUUGUGGUAGAUGUUUGCGGUUUCCAGCUGGCAAGUAAAACACCGUUUAGGUCGGCUUUUGAAGCUGUUCAACUUCUUACCAAGGAGUUGGAGUUGUACAAAGAGGAGCUUGUAUCGAAGCCUGCUUUACUGGUGGUGAAUAAGAUGGACCUGCCUGACGCUGAGGACAAACUAGCAGAGCUGACGGAGCAACUACAAAAUCCAGAUGAGUUCUGCGAUCUGUUGCCUGAUGACAUGAUACCGAAGAACUAUAUGACCUUCAGACACGUGGUUCCUGUCUCUGCCGCCAAUGGAUUUGGUAUGGAACAUUUGAAAACUUGCAUCCGAGAAUCAAUUGAUGAAGAUGCAGAAAUGACAAGUAAAGCCACCCAUCAGCAUAGACUGCAGGCACUGAGGCUCCACUCACUGAAGCAUAUGUGAUGAACACGGACAACAUGUCACAAAUUCCAGUGGGACCUACAGAGAAAACACCUGUGACAACAGAAUGCUGUUUCAGUGCAGACCGGUCAAUGGAAGUCUCACUGACCGCCACAGCCAAAACAUCCAAUGUCACGAGGCUUCACGAGUUGGACUGUGCUUCAAAUUGUUUGCCUGUUUGGUCUGAGCUUUUCAAAAUCGAAGCAGAAAUGGAUUUUAGAGGGGAAAAAUUCAGAUUAUCAAUAUAGCAGCUGAUAUAGUGAAUUUUUAAGCUGGAAUGAAAACAGACCGAUUUUGCACCGAUAGGACUAUUCAAAGGUAUUCAGAAGGCUGCUUUCUAAAACAAAUGACUUUAUUAGAGAAUAUUAGGGCUAAAUAUUUUUUAACAUGUUAAAUUAUUGAACAUGUAGGCUACUCUGUCAACCAAUUCUGGAAAUGAACACUGAGAAAAUAAAGCAUGAAUAAAAAUAAGUAGCUAAACAUCAGUACUAUAAAAACUACAACUACUACAAAGUACUGCAUUAUAUACCAGGAAAGGAGGUUUUCAUAUCGGUGCAUAUCGGAUGACACAACAGUGAUACUGAUAUGUCUAAUAGGCCAAUACCGGACGAUAAUAUUGGCUCUAGUUUGAACAAAUUUGUACGCUUACCCUUGAAAAGAUGUUGGUAAAGCAAAUGCUUAAGCAGUACCAGGUGCAUUCGUACCAGCCAGUUCUUUUCUGUUUUGUCUGAUUGCUCACAAAAUCAAGAUUGUAUUUAUUUUUACCAUUGUGUGUUAUACGGAUGCACUGAUCCAGAGCUCUUUUUUUUACACCCAAAUUUAAAAUCUUACUGUGCAGAACUCACUGCAGUCAUUAUGUGAGGUUACACAAGGCCACGGAUUACUGUGGCACCUCAAACGGAGUCUGCUGCCUGCUGUAACUGAUAAUGGAAACACUGAAAGUAAUAAGGACAUUGACAAAGAAACUGCAUUUACUGUGGAUCGGUCACGCCUAAUAUGUUGGAUCAGUGCAUCUCAUGUGUGUUGUUGUAAUACAAAACCAUUAAUAAAUGGAGUCAGUUCUCCAGUA